CUCCGGUGACAUCAUACCAGGAAAUGGAUGUUGAGAGCUGAGAAGCAACACAGGGGCACUGAGGCUGGCAAGUAGGGGGUUUGCUCUAGUAGUCACACACUCAGCUGUGCCCAGGGGCACUAGUCAUGCUGCGGGACUGCCUCUCACUGUAGCCCCAAGCUGCCCCCAGGCUCUGUACCUCAUACCCCAGUACUGGGAAGCACCAAGCAGCCGGCCAGGCAGGGCGCCCAGCUCUUCCUCUCACUCACACACUCACACACUGACAGACAGACACGCCCCCGGCUCUGCAUAUGACACACCAGGAUGCCUCCCCUGGCAGGGCCGGCUGGGCACCGCCACCCUCACACACGCAGAUAUGUGGCCCCUGGGAGAUGAAGGAACGCUUGGGAACUGGGGGAUUUGGUUAUGUCUUGCGCUGGAUUCACCAGGAUACUGGUGAGCAAGUGGCAAUAAAGCAGUGCCGGCAGGAGCUGAGCCCUAAGAACCGAGAGAGAUGGUGCCUGGAAAUCCAGAUCAUGAAAAAGUUGAAUCACCCUAAUGUGGUCUCUGCCCGUGAAGUUCCUGAUGGGCUACAGAAACUGGCCCCCAAUGACCUCCCCCUUCUGGCCAUGGAAUACUGUGAGGGGGGUGACCUGCGCAAGUAUCUGAAUCAGUUCGAGAAUUGCUGUGGCCUUAAGGAGGGACCCAUACUGACUCUGCUCAGUGAUAUUUCCUCUGCCCUUCGAUACCUCCAUGAGAACAGGAUAAUCCACAGAGAUCUGAAGCCAGAGAACAUUGUUCUGCAGCCAGGACCCCAGAGACUGAUCCAUAAAAUUAUUGAUUUGGGAUAUGCCAAGGAGCUUGAUCAGGGGAGUCUAUGCACAUCCUUUGUGGGUACCCUGCAGUAUUUGGCCCCAGAAUUACUAGAGCAGAAGAAGUACACAGUGACUGUUGAUUACUGGAGUUUUGGGACACUAGCCUUUGAAUGUAUAACAGGAUUCCGACCUUUCCUUCCCAACUGGCAACCUGUUCAGUGGCAUGGAAAAGUGCGAGAGAAAAGCAAUGAGCACAUUGUGGUAUACGAGGACCUGAUGGGAGCAGUAAAGUUCUCCAGUGUCUUACCAACACCCAAUCAUCUGAACAGCAAGCUGGCUGGCAAGUUGGAACACUGGCUACAAUGCAUGCUAAUGUGGCACCAGAGACAGAGAGGCACAGAUCCACAGAACCCUAAUGUUGGUUGUUUCCAGGCCUUGGAUUCCAUCCUAAGCCUUAAGCUGUUGUCUGUACUGAACAUGGUGUCUGGCAAGGUGCACACUUACCCGGUGUCAGAGAAUGAAAACCUGCAGAAUCUGAAGAGUCGCCUGGAGCAAGACACAGGGAUUCCUGAGGAAGAGCAGGAACUAUUGCAGGCAUCAGGAUUGGCCCUUAAUCCUGCCCAGCCUCUAACCCAGUUUGUGGUAGACUGCACGGUCAAUGAUGGGCGCCAGGGCGAGGGUGAUCUGAUAUUUCUAUUUGAUAACCGGAAGACUGUAUAUGAGCCCCAGAUAUCACUGCCGGCACAUCCCGAGAGUGUCACCGUUAUAUUGCAGGAUCCCAAGCGGCCCCUCACUUACACCCACCUUCGCCGCGUGUGGGGGCAGACCUGGCAGACAAUACGAGCGAUGAAAGAGGAUUGUGCCCGUCUGCUUCAUGGGCAGCGUACCUUUAUGGUAAACCUGCUGCGAUACAAUACUGAACUUUCCAAAAAGAAGAACCUCAUGACUUCUGAGUUUGAGCAGCUAAAGGCCAAACUGGAUUUCUUCCGGAACAGUAUCCAGAUUGAUCUAGAAAAAUACAGUGAACAGAUGGAGUUUGGAAUCACUUCUGAAAAGCUCCUGUCAGCCUGGAGAGAGACGGAGCAAACAGUGGAACUGUGCGGCAGGGAGAGGGAAGUGCAGGCUCUUGUGGAUAAAAUGAUGGCUUUACAAACAGACAGUGUAGAUCUGCAGAGAAAUCCAUUAGGCAGGAAACACCGAGGGACACUGGAUGACCUAGAAGAACAGGCUAAAGAUUUAUAUCGGCGGUUACGGGAGAGACCUAGAGAUCAAAGGACAGCAGGAGACAGCAAUGAAAUGGUGCGCCUCCUAAUUCAAGCCAUCCAGAGCUUCGAGAAGAGAGUCAUCCUUAUAUAUGACCAACUCAGUAAGACUGUGGCGUGCAAGCACAAAGCCCUAGAACUAUCCCCAAAGGUGAAAGAGGUGAUGAACCUAAUGAGAGAAGAUGAAAAAAUGGUGGUAAAGAGGCAAGAGAAGAGACAGCAGGAGCUGUGGAACCUGCUAAAGAUUGCUUGUAGCAAAGUCCGUGGCCCUGUGAGUGGUAGCCCAGAUAGCUUGGGCACAUCUCGAAUGCCUGGCCCAAGCCAACUGCUUUCCCAGCCUCCUGCCCUCUCUGCCAGUCUAGCCCAAGAGUAUGUGAAGAAAAGUGAAGAUCUUCUCUCUGAGUCUUUGAAACUGUGCAGGCAAAUGGAAACUUCAAUGAUGGGCUUUAUGAAGGAACAAGACAGUAGUCUCAUGUCCUUAGAUUGGUCGUGGCUAUCGCAGCAAGAGGAGGCAUCUGGCACAUCACCCAUUACAACCACGUGAGACGCGGAAACAGCAGAUGUAUCGGACGCAAUGGAACUGUGCCUUUAAAUCAUAUAUCUCUAGGAUUUAUGCAGAAAAAGCACUUAACCAUGCCAACACAUACUUUGCCUUUUGUCAAGGACUGUUAUAUUAAACAUUCAGAAGCCAUGACUGGCUGAUCAAACUCUAGCCAUUUUGUGAGGGUCUCAUACAGAUAACCUUGUGUGCUUACAGCUGCUCAGUGCAGAACCACUGGAGAAUAUUACAGACAAGGCUGUUAUCAGGGAAAAAUUGCAGUGUAGGAUUGUAAAAUAAUAUUUUUAUAUAUCCACUUAUCAGAGUGUAUUCAUAUGUUUAAUUUUUACAUGUUAAACUUCAAAGAAAUGCCUGUGAAUAAAUAAGCUUUUACCAAAAUA
Messenger RNA from Xenopus tropicalis (tropical clawed frog), 2995 nucleotides. The record is from RefSeq and is a predicted model, not a curated record. Lineage: Eukaryota; Metazoa; Chordata; Amphibia; Anura; Pipidae.